UUCUUUGCCGAGCUCUCUAACAAGUUCCUUGGGUCUGUUUGUUAAAGAAAAAUUCCAGUGGGCGCAUCCAACACAUGGAACUCAAGUCGAGAAAUUAUAUUUAUCCACCCCACUGCCAAGGAGAUCACAUGCCCCGUGAGUCAUUCCAGAUGUGUUCAAAACACAGAGUCUCUGUGUGGAAGCCCAGAUCCCCCAAUUCCAGAGAGAGUCGGAUUAAGAGAAGUCCAGGCUCCUGUCCCACCCAGGAGGCAGUUGGCUGACUCCACCCCGUGGAGGCAGGGGGAGGACAUUACCAUACUCUUGGAAGGGAAAGGUGGUAAGAAUUCACAUCAUCCCACAGGGAGGAACUCCCAGGCCUACCUGUAGCUCCUGGGCUCCCAUCCUGCAGGGAAGAAACGAUGUACUGGAAGACGCUGCUGCUUCUGCUAUUGUAUCAGAGUGCUCAGGCGACUGUGUCCCGCAGGUGGAACCGGGCCAUGCUGUUCCCUGCUGCCCAUCGGCCAAAGAAGUCUUCCUCCCUGCCCUUGAACCCAGUCCUGCAGACCUCCCUGGAGGAAGUGGAACUGCUCUACGAGUUCCUGCUGGCUGAACUAGAGAUCAGCUCUGACCUGAGGAUCUCCAUCAAGGAUGAAGAACUCGCCUCCUUCCGGAAGGCCUCCAACUUCCAUACCAUCUGCAAUGAUGUGAUUCCUAAGCGUAUCCCAGACAUUCGCAGGCUGAGUGCCAGCCUGGCCAGCCGCCCUGGUGUCCUCAAGAAAGAAGACUUUGAAAGGACAGCACUGACCCUCGCCUAUGCAGCCUACCGCACAACCCUGUCCCAAGGGUAUCAGAAGGAUAUCUGGACCCAGUCCCUUGUUAGCCUCUUCCAGGCCCUGAGGCAUGACCUGGUGCGGUCCUCAGGACCUACAGUGUCUCCCUGAGCAAAUGGCCCACACCAGGACCUUGAGGCGGAGACCAACACUCACAGACAUCCAGAAAGUUUAUUGUCUAUUCUACUUAUAGAGGCCAAUAAUCAAGUACACACCACCAAUACUGAGUAGCAGACAUAAAAUGAGUCACCCCAAUGGUAGGUUGCUUUCUAUUGGUUCCUGAUGGACACAACUAAUGUGUGUCAUAAUGCAACAUGAGCUAGAAAACAGAUUGGGAAUGGUCAUGUGGGAUGCCUUCAAAGGCAGGAUGUUUGCUUGGUGACAUACAGAAUUAUAAGGUAUGCAUGGACACAGAGUGAUACACACACACGCACACACACACACACACACACACAACACACACACACACACACACCAUAGAACAAAGAAGAUCUCAUGGAGAUUUAGGCAUAGCAACAAAGUGGGAGAUAGACUCCUUUUGUCUUAAAGGACUAGGGCAAUGGGUUGAAUGAACAUUUUCUCAAAAUUCUAUAGUAAAUAUAAAGAAGAGAAAGCUAUACAUUCAAAUAAAUAUGUUGUUAGCCCAGGAUAUACUUGACUUUUCCAAAAGCCAUCGAGAAGUCUCAGGCUGAAUGUAAGUAAUUUUGCCACAUGCAUGUCUUCACUCCUCCUCUCUGAAGCUAUUCUAAGACAGGGAAACAGGAAGGGAACAUAUAGAAAUGCAACCAGUCCAUUGAUAAUUUGUCUUGUGAACAGAGAUGCCAAGCUAACUGAGAGGAUUCUCCUAUGGAAAGAGGUGACACCAAUGCCCAUACUUGUCUGUCCAAAUGCUAAAUAAUUUAGCAUCAUCAGAGUUGAGAUUUGAGUGCUCCAAAUAAAAAUGAUGUCAGAUGAUUCAAUUUUA
Messenger RNA from Dipodomys spectabilis (banner-tailed kangaroo rat), 1773 nucleotides. It is a transcript of the gene Fam180a, whose product is annotated as family with sequence similarity 180 member A. The coding region runs from base 399 to 920 and encodes 173 amino acids. The transcript has 3 exons. NCBI's taxonomy places the organism in Eukaryota, Metazoa, Chordata, Mammalia, Rodentia, Heteromyidae. The record is from RefSeq and is a predicted model, not a curated record.